Molecule: messenger RNA, 1499 nt
Organism: Sphaeroforma arctica JP610
Lineage: Eukaryota; Ichthyosporea; Ichthyophonida
Exons: 8
Biological process (GO): SRP-dependent cotranslational protein targeting to membrane
Cellular component (GO): signal recognition particle, endoplasmic reticulum targeting
Molecular function (GO): 7S RNA binding; signal recognition particle binding; endoplasmic reticulum signal sequence receptor activity
Source: RefSeq, a predicted model, not a curated record
AAUCGGGAUUAAGAUUCCACUUUAUGAGGCCGAAAGAUGCUGGGCGUACGCCAUGGAACUCAAAGCCGAUCAGAAAUUGGGUCUGAAAGAUCAAGGCACCCGAUCUCUGCACCACGUGCGCAACAAACUUAAAGUGGCUGCUAAGCACGCAGCACAUCUCGACGAUCUGUGUUCGUUGUCUGGGUUCUGCGAUGAGCGCACUGGGCUGGAAGCCAAGGCGUAUUCUUCUUGGAUGAGUGGUAUCCUGGCUUUUGAGCUGCAGCAGUGGGCUGAGGCUGUGCGACUACUGGAUCUAGCAAAGAAAAUCUGGAAGCAAUUUGCGGACACAUGCCGAUCCGAGGACCUGAAGGCUAUGUAUGUGCAACGUAUCGAGGCACUGGAGCCCAGUAUCCGAUAUUGCGCGUACUCUCUGGGGGACAAUACUGUGCUGGAGGAUCUGCUUUCCAUGAAGAAUGUGGACCAAUCGGUGCUCGCCAAAAUGGAGAACAUUAUCACAGACACCAGUGAAGAGACCUUCAAGAUCACGUGGCGCGAUCGCGAGAUACAAAUACCCAACGACAAGCUGCGCAUGUGCAUCAUGCGUAUCAAUGAGAAGGUGAAAGGCCUAAAACAGGCCCAGCAGAAGAAGGGAAUGGCCACGAGAGACGUGCUCAAGCUGUACGACGGCGUGUUUAUGAGCAUACAGGACGCUUUACAGGCAUACCGCAGCGAGAAGAUGAAAGAAUCCACUGCGCCGAAAACGGACGGGUCCACUGUACUGGUGGGUGGAGGUGGGGAGGAUGCGAACGAGAUACCCAAAGUGGUGGAGUUGUACCUGAACUGCCAGAGAUAUCUGCUGCAAAACGAGCGCAACCAGCUUAUGGUGGAUGCUCCCCGAAGUUCGGGCAAGGAGAAACCGGCCAAGGACAAGGCGGGUGGCAGCAGCAUGUUCUGCACCACAAACAAGCCCGAGGAGAACGUCCGCUUGUACGACUCUAUCCUGCAGAAUCUGACGGGAAUAAUCAAUCUGGUGCGCGACACCGAUCCCCUCUAUGUCACUGAGCUGGAGAUUUGGGCCGAAACCUACCAGGCCUUCCGAGUCUACUGUAUUGCGAAUGCCUACGCACACGUUGGCAAGUUCGCAGAGGCGGAUAAGGUGUACGACCUCUUAACCAAUAUGAUCGCGACUAUAAAUAUGGCGCUGGCGUCGUCCAGUGAAAUGGCAGAGAGAUCGAAACAGGAGAUGUCGGAGAAAAUUCUCAAGUUGGUGUCAAAUAUCCGGGAGCGCAAGUGUAUGCUUAAAGCCGCCAUGCUAUUGGCCUCUGAUGCCUCUAGCAAGGAAGAGACGGGCGUAGCUAAGAUCCCUGCCUGGGACAGACUGGACACUUACGACGACACUCCGGUGAGUGUGCGCAUCGCCAGUGUACCACCCAGCCUGCAGUACGUGGCCUGCAAGCCCUUGUUCUUCGACGUAGCGUCCGCCAAUCUUCCCCUUCCCGAUAUCCAGACAAAAAUCGAGG